Chara braunii is the source of this 471-nucleotide messenger RNA. The record is from the annotation of a GenBank genome assembly. Lineage: Eukaryota; Viridiplantae; Streptophyta; Charophyceae; Charales; Characeae.
AAAAAAAAAAAAAAAAAAAAAACGAAGGCGGGGGAGGGAGCCACGCGCCACCUCCUUCACCUCCUCCUCCUCCUCGCACAUGAAUGAGCUUACGACAUCUGUGGAUUUCGAAGACGAGGAGGAGGAGGAGGAGGAGGACAAGGAGGAGGAGGAGGAAGAUGAGGAAGAUGAGGAGGAAGAGGACGAAGAGGAGGAGGACGAAGCCGAGGAGGAGGAGGAGGAGGAAGCCGAGGAGGAAGAGGAGGAGGAGGAGGAAGAGGAGGAGGAGGUGAAAGAGGAGGAGGAGGAGGAGGAGGAGGAGGUGGAAGACGAGGAGGAGGAGGAGGACGAGGUGAAAGACGAGGACGAGGAGGAGGAGGAGGGAACAAGGAGGAAGAGUAGGAGAGGAGACUCACCUUAGUGACGGGUAGAGGAGAAGCUCCCGGUGAUGGUUCCAGCGGUGGCUGCUCUGGAACAACGCAGCAGGGCAGC